Messenger RNA from Naegleria gruberi, 1187 nucleotides. RefSeq lists its product as uncharacterized. The transcript has 2 exons. The coding region runs from base 10 to 1155 and encodes 381 amino acids. The record is from RefSeq and is a predicted model, not a curated record. NCBI's taxonomy places the organism in Eukaryota, Heterolobosea, Eutetramitea, Acrasida, Naegleriidae.
AAAAAAAAAAUGGCUAAAUUGUUCGCCUUUGCCGCAGUCUUGAUGAUGCUCUUGGCUGCUUGCGUCGUCUCUGCCCAACAAUCAACAUCAUUGAAGAAUGGUGUCUACACAACUGUUCACUUGGUUGCUAAUACUCCAGAAUAUCUUGAUAUUAACUUGAGAAAUAAUCACAAGGGUGUUACCACUUUUGUUACCACCUAUGGUUGUGAUGCUAUUGUUACUUUGUAUGCUUCUACCAAGCCUCAACCAAGCGCUUCUAACAACCAAUGGGCUCUCAAUGUUAACAUUAGUAGCUCUGCUUUCUUGGAUAUUGAACAAAGACAAUUGAAUAAUGUUGAUCAACUCUACUAUGCCUUGUCUACUGCUGUUACUAGUCCAUGUUCUGCUUUCUUUGUCUCCCAUGUCAAGCACUCUUUGAAUUUGAUCCAAUUGGAAGAUUCUAUUCCACAAUUCGGUGCUUUCCAACCAAACUCUCAAGUCCCAGCCUUGUAUCACUUCCUUGAAUAUGAUCUCGGUGAAGCUGAUUCUCGUUUGGACUCAUUGAUGGUUUUGGUUACCAAUCAUCACACUAGAAAGACUGGUGAUGAAUCUACUUACAAUGUCUUUGUUUCUAACACCAACUCUAGACCAAUUGAAGGAAAGGCUCAAUGGUCUGGUAUUUCUACUUCUAAUGGUGACUCUGCCCUCGUUAUUAACAAGCAAGAUCCAAAGUUUGUUAACGGUGGUAAAUACUGGAUUGGUAUUGAAUUCAAGCCAAGCGGUCCAUUCGCCAAGAGAGAAGACUCCCAUUACUCUGUUGUUGUUCAUCCAAACUUUGCUGCUCAAAGAUCUGGAUUUGACAAGCCAGUUAUUUUGCUCCAAAAGGAAUCCCAAUUCGGUUUUGUUCCACAAGGAAGCUUCAUUUACUUUGCUCUCUAUGUUGACAAGUCAGUUGCUGGUAAAGUCCUCAAUGUUGAUGCCAAGACUGAAUAUGGUGACAUUUUGAUGUAUGCUUCUACCAAGACUACUAGACCAGACAGAAACAAUUAUGAAUUCAGAGGUGGAAAGAGAGUUGAAUUCAGAUAUGAACAACCAACCUUUGUUUACGUUGCUGUUGAAGCUUUGCCACAUGCUAGUGGCUUUGCAGCAUUUGAAGCUGUCUUCAAUCGUCUUUAAAUUGGUAUUAUUAAAUAUUUAAUUUCUAUUAA